GUAGGCAGUAUAUUCUCUAGUUUCUACAUGCAACAAUCAAAAAGAAAAAGAAAAUUCAUAAACUAAUCCCAGCUGGAGGUCGAUGUUCGCAAAGCUUGUCCCUUUCCUGUUCUCCUUGGGGUAUAUGCGAAAUUAUGGACAAAUUAAAUGAGAACGCUGCUGCUGCUGCUGUCCAAUAUUUCUACUGAAACAAUAUUGCAGUGAUAGUGAUAUAUACUCAAAUCCAAUUUUCUAGUGCUGUCAAAGAUAGACAUAUUGAAGGGUCCAUUCAAUUUGGCAUGAAAUCUUUUGAAGAGUAUAUAUUCGUUAGAAACUCCAACAUGGGCCAAUGCAAUCGAUUCUAGUGAGAAAAUAGAAGGCUUUGUAGUUUUCAUCUCUAGUUGUCAUCCUAAAAUGCCUGCAGCCUGCAGCAGGACCACAAACCCUAUUGCCUUUCCUUCAAAUUCUAUAUAAAUAGAGCCUUUCUUAUAAGCCUAAGAAUCUCAUUCCACCACAUCAACAUUAAUCACUAAAACCCCAUAUCAGCUUUACCGGCCAACUCCUCUUCCAUGGCCUCUAAGACUCUCUCCAUGAAACUACUCUUCUCGCUAUUGAUUUCUUCAUUUGCCAUCAUGAUCCGCAUGGCAACAGCAGGAGAUCCAGACAUUCUCUUCGACUUUGUAGCCUCACCAAAUGUCACAGUCGAUGGAAAUUUCUUCAAAUUUACUGGCAUGCGUUCCCUCAUUGGAGCAGGCCCUCCCACAGCUUUUAAGGCUUCGAAAGCAAGCAUGGCUGAAUUCCCGGUUCUCAACGGGCAGAGUAUUUCUAUGGAUGUCCUUGAAUUUCCUGCGGGCUCCAUUAGCCCACCCCACACCCGUGUUCGCGCUACUGGGCUGCUUCUUCUGGUUGCUUGCACCCUUGAAGUAGGGUUCGUUGAUACGACCAACAAGCUGUUUUCUCAGAUUCUACAAACGGGUGAUAUGUUUAUUUUUCCAAAGGGACUUGUGCACUUCCCAUACAACGCUGGUUCGACACCUGCAAUAGCAAUUGCAGCUUUUGGUAGUGCAAAUGCUGGACUUGUUUCACUUCCCAACACUUUGUUUAACACUAGCAUUGAUGACAAUGUCUUGGCUUUGUCCUUCAAGACCGAUGUUGCCACCAUUCAACGUCUCAAGGCUGCUCUUACUCCCAAGCCCAGAGGAUAUUGUUCGAUGGUGUUUAAUUUGUGCCUUCUUUCUUUUCUUUAUUUAUUUAUUUAUUUAUUUUUGUUUUUUUGGAAUAAUUACCCUUCUUGUUUGGAAGGGUAAAUAUCAUCACCUUUGUCAGCAUCAAGUUAGAUAAGCUCAAAGACACAGGCCUUUAUCUUGACAUACAAUGAGCUAGCUUAAUUACUAUCUUCUCCCUCUUUCUUUUACCACCCUUCCUGCCGGGAUUUGAGAUUCAAGUGGCC
Molecule: messenger RNA, 1429 nt
Organism: Corylus avellana
Lineage: Eukaryota; Viridiplantae; Streptophyta; Magnoliopsida; Fagales; Betulaceae
Product: germin-like protein 9-3
Molecular function (GO): manganese ion binding
Source: RefSeq, a predicted model, not a curated record